Pogona vitticeps (central bearded dragon) is the source of this 381-nucleotide messenger RNA. RefSeq names its product homeobox D13 (gene HOXD13). Gene Ontology annotation, molecular function: DNA binding; DNA-binding transcription factor activity, RNA polymerase II-specific. Gene Ontology annotation, biological process: regulation of DNA-templated transcription. The record is from RefSeq and is a predicted model, not a curated record. NCBI's taxonomy places the organism in Eukaryota, Metazoa, Chordata, Lepidosauria, Squamata, Agamidae.
CCCCGGCACGAGACCUACAUCUCUAUGGAGGGCUACCAGUCGUGGACGCUGGCCAAUGGCUGGAACGGGCAGGUCUACUGCGCCAAAGACCAGGCCCAGGGCUCCCACUUUUGGAAGUCCUCCUUCCCAGGAGACGUUGCACUAAACCAGCCGGACAUGUGCGUCUACCGGCGCGGCAGGAAGAAACGAGUGCCUUACACGAAGCUGCAGCUGAAAGAACUCGAGAGCGAGUACGCCGUCAAUAAGUUCAUCAACAAGGACAAGCGGCGGAGGAUCUCGGCGGCCACGAACCUCUCGGAGAGGCAAGUCACCAUUUGGUUUCAGAACCGCCGCGUCAAGGACAAGAAAAUCGUCUCCAAGCUGAAGGAGAGCGUCUCGUGA